AUGCCCAUGAGUGGACUGGAGAAAGGCACUGUGAGAGACUUGGAUUCGGACUCGACCAGUGGUGACUCGGAUUCGGACUCGACCAGUGGUGACUUGGAUUUGGACUCGACCAGUGGUGACUCGGAUUUGGACUCGACCAGUGGUGACUUGGAUUUGGACUUGACCAGUGGUGACUUGGAUGUGGACUCGACCAGUGGUGACUUGGAUUCGGACUCGACCAGUGGUGACUUGGAUUCGGACUCAACCAGUGGUGACUCGGAUUUGGACUCAACCAGUGGUGACUUGGAUUCGGACUCAACCAGUGGUGACUCGGAUUCGGACACGACCAGUGGUGACUCGGAUUCGGACUCGACCAGUGGUGACUCGGAUUCGGACUCGACCAGUGGUGACUUUGAUUUGGACUCGACUAGUGGUGACUUUGAUUUGGACUCGACCAGUGGUGACUUGGAUUUGGACUCGACCAGUGGUGACUUGGAUUUGGACUCGACCAGUGUGGUGACUUGGAUUUGGAACUCGCCCAGUGGUGACUUGGAUUUGGACUCAACCAGUGGUGACUUGGAUUCGGACUCGACCAGUGGUGACUCGGAUUCGGACUCAACCAGUGGUGACUUUGAUUCGGACUUGACCAGUGGUGGCUCGGAUUCAGACUCAAACAGUGGUGACUCGGAUUCGGACUCGACCAGUGGUGACUCGGAUUCAGACUCGACCAGUGGUGACUUGGAUUCGGACUCAACCGGUGGUGACUUUGAGUCGGACUCGACCGGUGGUGACUUUGAUUUGGACUCGACUAGUGGUGACUUUCAUUCGGACUUGACCAGUGGUGACUUUGAUUUGGACUCGACCAGUGGUGACUUGGAUUUGGACUCGACUAGUGUGUUGACUCGGAUUCAGACUCAAAACAGUGGUGACUUGGAUUCGGACUCGACCGGUGGUGACUUGGAUUUGGACUCGACCAGUGGUGACUCGGAUUUGGACUCGACCAGUGGUGAGUUGGAUUUGGACUCGACUAGUGGUGACUUGGAUUCGGACUCGACCAGUGGUGACUUGGAUUUGGACUCGACCAGUGGUGACUUGGAUUUGGACUUGACCAGUGGUGACUUGGAUGUGGACUCGACCAGUGGUGACUUGGAUUCGGACUCGACCAGUGGUGACUUGGAUUCGGACUCAACCAGUGGUGACUCGGAUUUGGACUCAACCAGUGGUGACUUGGAUUCGGACUCAACCAGUGGUGACUCGGAUUCGGACACGACCAGUGGUGACUCGGAUUCGGACUCGACCAGUGGUGACUCGGAUUCGGACUCGACCAGUGGUGACUUUGAUUUGGACUCGACUAGUGGUGACUUUGAUUUGGACUCGACCAGUGGUGACUCGGAUUCGGACUCGACCAGUGGUGACUUGGAUUUGGACUCGACCAGUGGUGACUCGGAUUUGGACUCGACCAGUGGUGAGUUGGAUUUGGACUCGACUAGUGGUGACUUGGAUUCGGACUCGACCAGUGGUGACUUGGAUUUGGACUCGACCAGUGGUGACUUGGAUUUGGACUUGACCAGUGGUGACUUGGAUGUGGACUCGACCAGUGGUGACUUGGAUUCGGACUCGACCAGUGGUGACUUGGAUUCGGACUCAACCAGUGGUGACUCGGAUUUGGACUCAACCAGUGGUGACUUGGAUUCGGACUCAACCAGUGGUGACUCGGAUUCGGACACGACCAGUGGUGACUCGGAUUCGGACUCGACCAGUGGUGACUCGGAUUCGGACUCGACCAGUGGUGACUUUGAUUUGGACUCGACUAGUGGUGACUUUGAUUUGGACUCGACCAGUGGUGACUUGGAUUUGGACUCGACCAGUGGUGACUUGGAUUUGGACUCGACCAGUGUGGUGACUUGGAUUUGGAACUCGCCCAGUGGUGACUUGGAUUUGGACUCAACCAGUGGUGACUUGGAUUCGGACUCGACCAGUGGUGACUCGGAUUCGGACUCAACCAGUGGUGACUUUGAUUCGGACUUGACCAGUGGUGGCUCGGAUUCAGACUCAAACAGUGGUGACUCGGAUUCGGACUCGACCAGUGGUGACUCGGAUUCAGACUCGACCAGUGGUGACUUGGAUUCGGACUCAACCGGUGGUGACUUUGAGUCGGACUCGACUGGUGGUGACUUUGAUUUGGACUCGACUAGUGGUGACUUUCAUUCGGACUUGACCAGUGGUGACUUUGAUUUGGACUCGACCAGUGGUGACUUGGAUUUGGACUCGACUAGUGUGUUGACUCGGAUUCAGACUCAAAACAGUGGUGACUUGGAUUCGGACUCGACCGGUGGUGACUUUGAUUUGGACUCGACUAGUGGUGACUUUCAUUCGGACUUGACCAGUGGUGACUUUGAUUUGGACUCGACCAGUGGUGACUUGGAUUUGGACUCGACUAGUGGUGACUCUUAUUCGGACUCGACCAGUGGUGACUCGGAUUCAGACUCGACCAGUGGUGACUUGGAUUCGGACUCAACCGGUGGUGACUUUGAGUCGGACUCGACCGGUGGUGACUUUGAUUUGGACUCGACUAGUGGUGACUUUCAUUCGGACUUGACCAGUGGUGACUUUGAUUUGGACUCAACCAGUGGUGACUUGGAUUCGGACUCGACCAGUGGUGACUCGGAUUCGGACACGACCAGUGGUGACUCGGAUUCGGACUCGACCAGUGGUGACUCGGAUUCGGACUCGACCAGUGGUGACUUUGAUUUGGACUCGACUAGUGGUGACUUUGAUUUGGACUCGACCAGUGGUGACUUGGAUUUGGACUCGACCAGUGGUGACUUGGAUUUGGACUCGACCAGUGUGUUGAUUUGGAUUUGGAACUCGCCCAGUGGUGACUUGGAUUUGGACUCAACCAGUGGUGACUUGGAUUCGGACUCGACCAGUGGUGACUCGGAUUCGGACUCAACCAGUGGUGACUUUGAUUCGGACUUGACCAGUGGUGGCUCGGAUUCAGACUCAAACAGUGGUGACUCGGAUUCAGACUCGACCAGUGGUGACUCGGAUUCAGACUCGACCAGUGGUGACUUGGAUUCGGACUCAACCGGUGGUGACUUUGAGUCGGACUCGACCGGUGGUGACUUUGAUUUGGACUCGACCGGUGGAGAGUUUGAUUUGGACUCAACCAGUGGUGACUCAGAUUCGGACUCGACCAGUGGUGACUUUGAUUUGGACUCGACCAGUGGUGACUCGGAUUUGGACUCGACCAGUGGUGACUUGGAUUUGGACUCGACCAGUGGUGACUUGGAUUUGGACCCGACCAGUGGUGACUUGGAUUUGGACUCGACCAGUGGUGACUCGGAUUCGGACUCGACCAGUGUGGUGACUUGGAUUUGGGACUCGCCCAGUGGUGACUUGGAUGUGGACUCGACCAGUGGUGACUCGGAUUCGGACUCAACCAGUGGUGACUUGGAUUCGGACUCAACCAGUGGUGACUUGGAUUCGGACUCAACCAGUGGUGACUCAGAUUCGGACUCGACCAGUGGUGACUUGGAUUUGGACUCGACCAGUGGUGACUUGGAUUCGGACUCAACCAGUGGUGACUCGGAUUCGGACUCGACCAGUGGUGACUUUGAUUUGGACUCGAUUAGUGGUGACUUUGAUUUGGACUCGCCCAGUGGUGACUUGGAUUUGGACUCGACCAGUGGUGACUUGGAUUCGGACACGACCAGUGGUGACUUGGAUUUGGACUCGACCAGUGGUGACUUGGAUUUGGACUCGACCAGUGGUGACUUGGAUUCGGACACGACCGGUGGUGACUUUGAUUUGGACUCGACCGGUGGAGAGUUUGAUUUGGACUCAACCAGUGGUGACUCAGAUUCGGACUCGACCAGUGGUGACUUUGAUUCGGACUCAACCAGUGGUGACUUGGAUUCGGACUCAACCAGUGGUGACUCAGAUUCGGACUCGACCAGUGGUUACUCGGAUUCGGACUCGACCAGUGGUGACUCGGAUUCGGACUCAACCAGUGGUGACUCGGAUUCGGACUCGACCAGUGGUGACUUUGAUGUGGACUCGACUAGUGGUGACUUUCAUUCGGACUUGACCAGUGUUGACUUUGAUUUGGACUCGACCAGUGGUGACUUGGAUUUGGACUCGACUAGUGGUGACUCUUAG
Messenger RNA from Oncorhynchus mykiss (rainbow trout), 4140 nucleotides. Lineage: Eukaryota; Metazoa; Chordata; Actinopteri; Salmoniformes; Salmonidae. The record is from RefSeq and is a predicted model, not a curated record.